UUUCAAGGAACGCUCACUAAUCAAGAAACUAUUUAUUUAUUUUCUUUUUAAAUUAUGGCAUUAGAUAGUGUGUCAGGGUUAGAAAAAUUACCGAUUUUUUUUCCAAAAUUUGCGCGGGAACAUAUUUUAACAGAGCAUGAGUACACCCUUAACCUUCUAUGGAGUCAUUUAGAAUCUUGUCCAAAAAGCAUAUGUGAAGACAAUAGAAAGUUUACAACUUUAAUACGCUUGGCAACCAUUUUACCUUCAACAGCCUUAGUGAGUUUCGACGCAUUGAGUUACCUUCUUGUGGCCUUAUGGAAUUUGUACUGUGAAAAAAACAUAACGUAUUCUCAAAAACAAGCAUUGACUCCAAUUUUGACAACCCGGUUGAAGGCUCUUAAAACAACAUACUGCCCGCAAAGCUGGAUGUCCUUGACAGCUCGCAGCUCAUUUGUUGCAGAAGAGAAAAUACGACAUUUAGGAACUCAGUUGCACUGGAGACCUCUUUUUACUAUGCUUCACGAAAGAUUUACUAACCGUGGUUAUCGGGACAUUGUAGAUAUUAAUUGUGAUAUUAGAAAAAGUCACAUUAAUCUCAUCUUUUCUUUGGUCUCCUCCUGCCGUUUUCUAUGGAAUAGUAAUGAAGUUGCAUCCGAGUUGAUUAAGAUACUCAAUUUUGAUUUUGCAACAACUCGCUCAGUUUUUGAUUUAACCUAUUCUUCGCGAAUGUUGUCUCUUUUUGUUGGAAAAGAGUUUUGGCAUAGAAAAGUAUUAGAAGGGGAUAUAUUAAAAUGGUGGCUGCCAUUAUGCGACCGAAAUGAUUCAAUGUGGGAUACAUUAUUUUGUAAAGUUUUGUAUAAUGCAGUACGUUAUGGUUGGGCAAAAGGUAACCCUUUAUUUGAUGCAUGCUUUCCGAUUCGUCGAUUCCUUUUUCAAUUACUGACAACAAGUCUAUGUUAUCCUGUGGUUACUAAAAGAGCAAUUUCUUUCUCUAAAAUUCCGGUUAUUGCGGAGUUGCUACAAUUAUCAUCAAAACAGCAAUACGCUUAUUCAAUUCUCGCAAAAAUUGUUGUUUUAUUAUUAGAACCUAUUGAUGGUCCUCAAAUUGUAACGAGUGAUAAUUGCCACGUUAUCCCUAUGGCUGAAUCUCAACCUUACGAUGAAGCGUUUUCAAGAACAAAUGACCCCUCAAUUUGGGAUUUGCUAGAAACAUUUUUGUCUGUUCUGUUUCCCUUAACCCAUCCAAAUAACCUAGAAGCCUACACAAUUCCAAUAAGCCGAUUCGUUUCGAGCUUUAUAAUUUCGUACACUCGUCGAGUGUCCCGGGAACGUAUGACAGAUUCGGUUGUGGAUUAUAAAGUAGGAAGAUGUCGUCGAAUGGAUGUCAUAAAAAGCUAUCGAUUGGGUCAAAAAGAAGAUAAGAAGAUCGUAUCCCUUUUCCUACCUUUGGUUUUACAAGGCAUCUAUUCGAAAUCAUCCAACGCUAGUUCAGCAUUUGAAUACGCUAUGAAGCAUUUAUGCUAUUUACAUCCAUCGUCAACUUUGCCGAUUGUAACUGAUCAAAUUUUAUCAGCAUUAGCCACUCUUACAGACUCUCAUCGUAUACAGUCUGCUCUUAGACUUCUUAUACACUUGUGCCCCUUGAUACUGCAAAGAAUGCCUGAACUUAUUCCCGAUAUGUUGUCAUUGACGCUUCCUGCUCUGGACACGAGCGACCCUUUUAAAACUGUUCAAGUUCUUACAUUCUACAUUAUCUUCUUUUCUCACAUGAAAGCUACAGAUAUUUCUCACUUGGAUACAGAAAGUAUUCAAAUUGGUUUUUUUCUUUCUAAAAUGAAAGAUUCAUUUUAUUCUUUAUCGAACCAAGUAUCCCCUUUUGUUAAUGUUUUGCGAUACCCUAAAGAAACGAUACCAAAAAAAGUUUACUUGAAAGACGAAACUGAUGAUAAUUCGAAACAAUUCUCUACAGAACAACAUCAGGGGAGUUGGGAUGAUCCACAACUAUUCUGGACAGAAGAAAACACAAAACUACGUUUAUCUUCUAUAAUUAGAGCCUCGUUUUACAUGCCUGUCUGGAUUCAUGACUUUUUUAAUCAAAUUUUAGAGUUAGCAUCUCAUUCAUUGAAAAUUGAGAAAAAAGCAAAAAGUACAAUGUCUUCGGUGGAUCGAUCCUUGUUUGUGGCAGCAAAGUUUUGCUUAACACAAGUGUUAUGUAGCUGUAACGAAAACGCGUGUAUUACUAUUUGUCAAGUCUUUCGAGAUUGGAUUAUACAGAAUCUUUUUCCGGACGCAAUUAAUAUGACAGCUUUCAUAUGUAGGUCGUUUUCCCAAUCCCAUCCAACCUUAGCUUUAAGAAUCUUAUUGCAACCCAUUUGCGAUAAAAUUCUUCAAUUUCACCUCAAUCACCCAAAUGUUUCUAUCAUUGUAUCCAAUUCUAGAGAAGAAAAAUCUUUAAUGUGGUUUAUGAAAUGUCUGAGUAACUUACUUCGCGUUGGUGGAGGUCACCUGUACAAGUAUCGGUCAGAUAUCGUUACUAUUAUUGCAUGGAGUUUUCAGCAAACAAAUAAAACAAUAUUUCGUUUAGGAUUGAAAAUACUCUGUCGGACUAUCGAGUCUUGUACAACUAUCUCAAUCAAUCCACAAUGUUUAUUAAGUUCUGAAACUUUGUCUGAAACUGAAUUAAUAGAUUCUCUUCUCAAAAUAGGUUUACCUUGGUGGAGAGAUUAUCAAACGUUACUUGAGGAUAUAGCUCGUAGCCCUGUUAAAGAUAACUUACAUGGUUUGAAUGACUCUGACACUGGUACCAUUUUUCCUAAUAUUAAUUGGUUUUUUCCAUCAAUGGAUGAUUUAAAAUUUUGUGAAUAUCUUAUUGGAUUAAGUCUGUAUUAUGCGAAAAGGUUACUUUCCAGUAGUCUACAGAAGUUUGACGAAGAAGAGUGUUGUGUAUAUUACACAAAUCAAGAAAGUGAGACUUCUACAGAACUCGACCUACAAAAUCUUUCCAAUGAGCUUUCUUUGCCAACUUUUUGCAAUCUGUUUGCGACUUGUCAAAUAUUUACUCAGCUUGAUCGAUUAUCUUUAGAACGUGUGUUAUCAAUAGGUCGUCAUGUUCUUAAAUCGUUAGGGAGUACAUAUCCUGAUGAACGAGUUAAUGAUUCACCUUCACUUCCUAUCAUUUCACCUUACGCAAAAAAUCUUUCCCUUUCAGUAUCUGAAUUUUUAGCUACCGCUUGUUUCUCAAUAUCUCGCAUUUAUUUGGGAUUAAAAGUUAACACUGACCACACAACCAUUCAAUCUAUUCCUCCACUUGUUGAGAUGCGUGGGACUGAGGAUGGUGUUUUAAUGCGAAAACUGCUUAAAGCAGGACAUCAAGUUUUGUCUAGAAAAGGCUGUUAUUGGAGUAUUAACGCACAGGCAUCCGUGACUAAUCGACUUUGGAAUACACUUAACUCUUACACCUCCGUUUGCACGGGAAUACACCAUUUGUCUGAAAAUCAAGAUUUUUCAAUAUUGGUUUUCAUUGAAAGAUUAUUGCGGCAAUGGGGCUUGCGAACUGAUUUGAGAACAUCACAGCAUCCUUUUACUGGUUACCGACAAGAUUUAUUGAUGCUUGUUGCUAGAUUAGCGAAUCAUUUUUAUUCGGAAAACAGAGUUUCCGCCCAACAUAUAUUAAAAAAUACCCUACGGCAGCAUUAUGGUGCAAAGUGUCACAUCAUGCAUAUGCUGUUAAAAGAUUUACGUGACGCUCUUGAUAGUUUAAAAUUACACCAACAAGCUAGCGAAGCACCUGCUUCUAGUAAUCAUACAAAACAAGCUUUACAGAAACCUGCGUUACCUCAAAUUAGCCACUCGUGUCCUCAACUCAUAACUUCAGCUGGUGAAUCAAGGGUAAUGAUGAACCAGGAGUCAUAUGGAUAUCCAUCGUUAGAUUAUAAUGAUUUAAAUGAAAUCGAGUUAGAACUUUGUUAUGCUAGGAUAACAGGGGUGGUUUAUGUGUUGACUUGUCCGGCAAUGUUAAAACGCAUAUGGAGAACACCUGUGCUUUUAAAAAAUUGUAUGCUUGCUAUUUGUGAUUGUUUCAAAGCCGCGAUAACUAGACCUAGCUUACAAACUAGACUAUAUACUUUAGCCCAUUCUGUCGUAUAUGCUCGUGAACCCGUGGUUUGCACUGCAGAGGACUAUCAGACACAUAUUGUUGAGGGGUUAAUUUUAAAACUAGUUGAUAACUUAUUGACCCAUGCAUUAGGAAAUUGGACAUAUCAACUAGUAGCAACUACUUUUUUAAUAGCUAUAAGUUCUCCUUUCCCAAAAAAUGCAGAGGAAAAAUAUUCGCAAUGGUUACUUGCUGCGUGUAACUCAUCGAAAUAUUUUCCUUUAUUGAAUACUGUAGCACUGUACUCUCUAACCAUAUAUUUACACUCUAAAAUGGCUUUGUCGACAUCUUCAACCACCACUAAUAAUUUCCCUAAGUCGGUUCUAUCAACAUUAGCUGCGCCGGGAACAAUACAUAUUUUAAUGGAAGCGUUAGUACACGCUCAUCAUGAAACCUGUGGUUCUACUAGUGCAUCAUACCCAGAAACUGUUUAUCAAUUAAUUCUUGACAUUUUGAAUUUGGAUACAACCUGGCCUAUAUCAGAGUUUCCCCGAGAAUCACGUUAUUUUUGUUUGCAUAACUCUCUGACUGUUUCAACUCUCGUUAGGUUUCAGAAAACGUUUCUGACUACUGAAACUUUAACUUAUCAUUUAGAUCAAUGGAAACAGUCACUUCAUUAUUUUCUACAGUUUCCUAUCGGAGAAAAAGAAUACUAUGUCGCAUGUUGUGAAAUCGUUGGUGGUAUUUUAAACGCAGCUAAUGAAUGGGAUCAGGAAUCUUUCAUUUUUACGUGGCAGUAUCUUCAUCCAGAACUAUCGCGCAUCUUUUAUGCUCUUGAUCAGGAGGUCUUUUUAGAUUUUCUAGACGCUAUGCGGUUUGCUACUGACUUUUCCGUAUUAAAACAAGAUCAUAUCCGUUUUGUUUUAAAUGAGUCAGAGAGAUUUAAACCUUUAGUCAACUUUCUUUUAUAUUUAGAUAAUUCCAAUAUAAACAAUGAACCAAUUCAACAGACCAUAAAGCAGUUUGAUUUGUUAUCUUCCAUGUCUUCUAAUAGAUCGUCUCUUGAAACUACCAAACGUUUGAAGUUAAUGUUGUUGAUUAUAAAACAGUGUUCAUCAGAAGCUGUCUUUCUAAUUCAAACACUAAUUCCGUCCAUUCCUCAACUUAUUAUCUACCCAUAUAAUCAAAUGCGAAUUGAAAUAGCCAAAUGUUUAGGUUUUAUUUAUACAAAAAUAUGUGACAUGUCGCAUGGUCAUGAUAGCCAACUUGUUCAUCAGCUUAAUACUGUUAUAAUGGACGUAGGAGAGAAAUACAUUCAAGGCUUACGGCAAACAUCCUUUGAACAAGUUCAUGGAGAUAUCACGACGCAACGUUCUGAAGAUUUUAUUGGAACAGAAACCUUGAUGCUUUCAACAACAAUAUUUUUCCAAUCAUUAUUAGGUUUGGAUGUACCGUCUUGUAUUAGUGGGCUGAUACCGUUAUUCUUCGAAUCGGUAAAGCAUCCCGAUAUUAAAUUGAACGAUAUAUCUCGAACUACAUUAACGUACAUUGCAGUUCGUUCUGGUGCCGAAAGUUUACCUUUUGAUGGCUUGCUGGAUUCCUCAGUCGGUCACUCGACUAGCGAAAUUUUUAAAGGCUUUUUAAAGGCAUUAAAAGAUUGCGCGCAAGCGUCUUCCUGGAAAUUAAGACGCUCUGCUAUCGAAUUUCUCCAGAUAUUUUUAAAUCAAUAUCGAAUGAAGUUAUGUUUUACUGAGACAUUUAAUCAGUUAGUAGAUAUCUGUAUUGAGAGACUUACCGACUGCCAAAGCGAAGUUCGUGAAGUCGCACAACGCACACUUUCCAACUUUGCGCUUUCCAUGUCAUCAUCAACAUGCCGAACUUACGCUCAACACUUUUUGCAACUAGCACUAAAAUGUGACUCUGGUGAUCCGAAAAAAAUUGGCGGUGUUCUAGGACUUUCUGCUUUGAUACAAUCGGCUCCCUAUCAUAUUCCGGACUGGUUACCUUCCACUAUUGUUCAACUAGCGCAGCUUGGUGGAUCUAAAUCAGACGACAUUGUCAGGAGACAAGUUGAAAAAACAUUACAGGAAUUUUUCCGAACACAUUGUGAUGCAUGGAAUGAACUGCAUGUAAAAAAAUUCUCUUCGGCACAAUUAAAUAUCUUAAACAUAUAUAAGGGUCGUCCCCGAUAUUUCUCGUGAAAUUCUUUA
Molecule: messenger RNA, 6285 nt
Organism: Hylaeus volcanicus
Lineage: Eukaryota; Metazoa; Arthropoda; Insecta; Hymenoptera; Colletidae
Exons: 28
Coding region: 55-6276 (2073 amino acids)
Biological process (GO): proteasomal ubiquitin-independent protein catabolic process
Cellular component (GO): nucleus; cytosol
Molecular function (GO): peptidase activator activity; proteasome binding
Source: RefSeq, a predicted model, not a curated record